UGUCAUUGAUUCUCUGAUUCAGCUUCACUUUCCACUCCCCACAUAUAAACAAUCAAGUACUCACUAACUUGUAUAUAUAAAUAAACCAUACCACAACACAACCCAAUUUAUGUACCACUUUAUAUUUUAUAGUUCCAUACUACAUUAUUCACUUAUUCCUUAGCUCACAUUCUCUCUGAGAAUGUUAAACUUGCAUUCCAUUUUCUAUGCUUUGGUUGUUCUUCUCCUUCUUCUGCAGAAUCCCAAUACAGCAUGGUGCCAUACCAAGGGAAUUCAAACAAGGCAUUUUUCAGGGAAAGGAUUAUUAUCCACCAACAUGACCCGGGUCCAAGAUUCAGAACAACAGUUCAUGAAAUGGGUGAAAUUUGUUGGUGGUCUUAAACACUCUGUUUUCAGGACAGCCAAAAACAAGCUUUUUCCUUCUCACACUCUGCACGUUUCUAAGAAUCAUGGUAAAGGAGGAUUUUCAUCAAUUCAAGCAGCCAUUGAUUCUCUUCCCUUCAUCAAUAUUGUGAGAGUGGUCAUUAAGGUCCAUGCAGGGGUUUACACGGAAAAAGUUAACAUUCCUCCUUUGAAAUCCUUCAUAACCAUACAAGGAGCAGGUGCAGAUAAAACCAUAGUUCAAUGGGGUGACACUGCACAAACACCUGGAGGGCCAAAAGGCCAGGCACUAGGAACAUAUGGUUCUGCAACUUUUGCAGUGAACUCACAAUAUUUCAUUGCCAAGAACAUCACAUUCAAAAACACUACCCCAGUUCCAGCACCAGGAGCAGUUGGAAAACAAGCAGUGGCAUUGAGAAUUUCAGCAGACAAUGCAGGUUUCUUAGGCUGCAAAUUCUUGGGAGCACAGGACACACUCUAUGACCAAGUGGGUAGGCAUUACUAUAAGGAUUGCUACAUUGAAGGCUCUGUUGAUUUCAUUUUUGGAAAUGCUCUCUCUCUGUUUGAGGGGUGUCACGUGCAUGCGAUAGCACAGAAAGCAGGGGCCCUAACAGCUCAAGGAAGGAACAGUCUAUUAGAAGACACGGGUUUCUCGUUUGUUCACUGCAAGGUCACGGGCUCAGGGGCACUAUACCUUGGAAGGGCUUGGGGUCCCUUCUCUCGUGUUGUCUUUGCUUACACUUACAUGGACAAUAUCAUCAUUCCCAAAGGCUGGUAUAAUUGGGGUGAUCCCAACCGUGAAAUGACUGUAUUCUAUGGACAGUACAAGUGCUCUGGACCAGGAGCAAGCUUUGCCGGAAGAGUAUCAUGGUCGAGGGAGCUCACUGAUGAGGAAGCUAAACCAUUUAUUUCACUCAGCUACAUAGAUGGCUCUGAAUGGAUCAAUUCUUUCUUCUGAUUUGAGAUGAAAAAUUAGCUUGAGUGUCUCUACUGACAAAUUUUUUUAUGUAUAAAUAUAUAGAAUAGUUUGAUAGUGUCUUUCAGAUUUCUCAAUCUCUAUUUCUUGAUUUUCUAAUAAAAAUACAAACUUAGUGCUAUAAAACUCUCAGUAUACGCGAGGUUAAGAGAGGAAUUGGAUCUACUUUGUGGAUCUAAUGCAGGCAACAUUACCUUACAUUUAUUUAAGAGAUUGAUUUCACG
Messenger RNA from Lotus japonicus, 1581 nucleotides. Its product is annotated as probable pectinesterase 53. Gene Ontology annotation, biological process: cell wall modification. Bases 182 to 1339 code for a protein of 385 amino acids. Gene Ontology annotation, molecular function: pectinesterase activity. NCBI's taxonomy places the organism in Eukaryota, Viridiplantae, Streptophyta, Magnoliopsida, Fabales, Fabaceae. The record is from RefSeq and is a predicted model, not a curated record. The transcript has 5 exons.